AUGCAAUUAAUUCUCUUUCAUUUACCUUCAAUAAUAGCUAGAUUACCUACAAAAAUAAAUAAUUUAUUAGAUUUUGGUUCUGGACCAACAAUUUAUGUGGCUAUUUGUUUCAGAGAAAAAGCUGAAAAUAUUUUUCUUUCUGAUUAUUUGCCGCAAAACAAAAAAGAAUUAAAUAAUUGGUUAAGUGGAAAUUCCAAUUUUGAUUGGACUAAAAUAUUUAGAUUAAUUGCUGUCUAUGAGGCUCUCCCUUUACCUACAGAUAUAGAGAAAAUGGAGAAAUCGACAAAGGAUAAAGUAAUUUUUAAUUUUGUGGAUUGA
Messenger RNA from Meloidogyne enterolobii, 318 nucleotides. Lineage: Eukaryota; Metazoa; Nematoda; Chromadorea; Rhabditida; Meloidogynidae. The record is from the annotation of a GenBank genome assembly.